AUGGCGUCCUACUGCACUGCUGGAUUUCUAACAAGAUCAGGACUGGGAGGUGCCCUUCGACGGGUCCGCAGUUUGGAGCCGUGUGGUCCCGCGAGGGUGCUGCUAUCCCACCCACGCCGCCGCUUUUUCUGGAGGAAGUGGACCAAAUCCCACUCGCAGAAUGUCGUUCGCCCAGCGACUGUUCAACCUGCCUAUCCCGUACCCAAGCACAUUGAGCGGCCUGAUUACGUCGGCACUGGACUGAUCCCGGAAUGGCCUGACUUUAUCGAAAUAAAAAACACGGAGCAAAUCGAAAGCCUCGCCAGAGCAUGUCAACUCGCUCGACAUGUGCUGCUAUUGGCUGGCCAAAGCCUGAAAGUGGGUAUGACAACAGAUGAAAUAGACUUCAUUGUACAUCAGGAGACAAUCCAGCAUAAUGCCUACCCUUCCCCUCUUAGAUAUGGAGGUUUCCCAAAAUCGGUUUGCACUUCAGUCAACAACGUGGUGUGUCAUGGCAUACCUGACAGUCGGCCACUUCGAGACGGUGACAUCAUCAACAUCGAUGUCACUGUGUAUUUGGACGGUUACCACGGCGAUACGUCGGAAACCUUCCUGGUUGGUGAGGUGGACGAGGUUGGGCGGCGACUGGUGGAAACGGCAAGACGUUGCAGGGAUGAGGCUAUUGCGGCUUGCAAACCGGGUGCGCAGCUCUGCGUUAUUGGUAACACUAUAAGUGAAAUCGCUCAUGCUAAUGGAUUCCAAGUAUGUCCUUAUUUCAUCGGCCAUGGAAUUGGCUCCUACUUUCAUUGCCAUCCCGAGAUUUGGCAUCAUGCAAAUGACAAUGACAUGACCAUGGAUGAAGGAAUGACUUUCACAAUAGAACCUAUACUGAUGGAGGGCUCUGCAGAGUUUAAAAUCCUGAAAGAUAAAUGGACAGCGGUGUCCGCAGACGAUAAGAGAUCGGCUCAGUUUGAGCACACGGUCGUUAUCACUUCAGACGGAGUGGAAAUUCUUACCAAACUGCCAGAAGAGGUCACUCAUUAA
Messenger RNA from Nerophis lumbriciformis (worm pipefish), 1023 nucleotides. NCBI's taxonomy places the organism in Eukaryota, Metazoa, Chordata, Actinopteri, Syngnathiformes, Syngnathidae. The record is from RefSeq and is a predicted model, not a curated record.